Messenger RNA from Bombus pascuorum, 2587 nucleotides. RefSeq names its product ras-related protein Rab-35 (gene Rab35). Gene Ontology annotation, biological process: endocytic recycling. Gene Ontology annotation, molecular function: GTP binding; GTPase activity. The transcript has 4 exons. Gene Ontology annotation, cellular component: plasma membrane; endosome membrane. The record is from RefSeq and is a predicted model, not a curated record. The coding region runs from base 420 to 1025 and encodes 201 amino acids. NCBI's taxonomy places the organism in Eukaryota, Metazoa, Arthropoda, Insecta, Hymenoptera, Apidae.
UAUAUAGUCGUAGUAUACUGAGAAUUUAUAAUAGUUAAGGAUGAAAUAGUGUCAUAGACAUGUAGUUACGAAUGAUAUUGAUAAAUCAUGUUCAUGUAUGUACACGUAUAGUGUUUCGACAUUUGCUAUAUCUUUACAAAUAAAAUACUUGUCUUUUAAUUGAAUAGUAAUGCAAAAUUGUGUGGUGAUAAUGAAUUGUGAUAUCACGGCAAAUAAACAUGGCGCUUAUUUGAUACCGGAGUCUUUUACUUGGACUAAGCCGCAAACGUUGUUUCAAUUUAUAUCAAGUUAGCAAUUUCAUUUCCCGCAUUUUUUCAUAGAUAAUUCAAACUAUUUACGAUACGGUGAAUGUAUCGUCUAUAUUUCGAACUGUUUUUACGAGGAAACGUUUGAUAGACCUGAACGUCAUACAUGUCAAAAUGGCCCGGGAAUAUGAUCAUUUAUUUAAGCUUCUAAUAAUAGGAGAUAGUGGAGUAGGUAAAAGUUCUCUGCUAUUACGAUUUGCUGACAAUACUUUUAAUGGCAGUUACAUAACGACAAUAGGAGUGGAUUUUAAAAUUCAAACUGUGGAUAUAGAUGGUGAGAGAGUAAAGCUCCAAAUUUGGGAUACAGCUGGACAAGAACGUUUUCGGACAAUAACUUCAACUUACUACAGGGGAACACAUGGUGUUAUAGUCGUGUAUGAUGUGACCAGUGGUGAUUCUUUUGCUAAUGUUAAAAGAUGGUUACAUGAAAUCGAACAAAAUUGUGAUGUGGUCAACAGGGUACUUGUAGGAAAUAAAAAUGAUGCACCUAAUGAAAAGGUGGUAUUAACAGAAGAUGCACAAAGAUUUGCUAAUCAAAUGGGAAUUCAGUUAUUUGAAACUUCUGCUAAAGACAAUAUAAAUGUGCAAGAAAUGUUUAUGGCUAUAACGCGGCAAGUAUUAAGAACCAAAAAAGAAAGGAAGGAACGACAAGCUAUACAAACCAGUGAAACAGUCAAUUUAAGAAAAAGCACAAAACAGCAUAAAAAAAAGUGUUGUUAACAGAAUUGUAUAAGCAUGCAAUCUGUUCUUAAUACCAUUUAAUAGAGUAACAAAAAUGAAACAAAACUAAAACAGAGAGCAUGCUAUAGCAACAAAAUGAUCAUGUAAUGUAAUACCAACGUUUUUUAAAACUAUUAAGUUUUGUAUCUAAAUUACAACAUCGAAGAUUGUAUUCUCAUAGAAAUAUACUUUGAUGCUAGUAAUGUUCAAUAUACAUAGGAUGCAAAUGUUAUGAGUGUGUAGUGUUUAUUUAGUAAAAGUAACUUUGUAAGUAACACACUUUUCAACAAGCUGCAUAUUUUGAAUGUGGCAUUAGGAACAUAAAGGCCUAUUUAUAUUGUACAAUUUACAAUUUACAAAAAAUUAGCACAAAAAAGAAAAAUGAAUUAAAUUAUAUACAUAGCUGCUUCUUAUUCGUUCUUUUUACUGCAAAAUAUUAUUUAUAAAGAAAAGUGGUAUAAAGUAGAAGAUAAAGAAAUAUAUUGUACAAAGCUCAAUCUAAAUUUAUUGAAUAAAAUGAAAAAACGUAAAAUGAUGUAUGUGAGAUUUGAAUGAUUAUGGAUAAAUUUUUCUUAAUAAGUUACCAUAAUGUGAAUUCAACAUAGAUAAGACAUGCUAUUUAAUAAACAGAAGACGAUCUAUCUUCAUCAGCAGGUUCAGGCAAUUUUGUGCAUAUUCAUUGUACAAAGUUCCUGUAGUUUGAUGACGCUUUAAAAUGGACUUUACAAAUCAAAUUGAAAUAAACAGUAAUAUAUUUACGGUAUAACAGAGGCAAGCUAUUUAAUUGAUGAAGGAAAGGUUGCACUGUGUCAAUUUAAAUAUUAUAAAUUCAAUCAAAAUAUAAACACAGACUAUUCAUUAUUUAAAAACUGAAUUAACAAAUUGAAAAAAAUUUUAAUUAUUUAUUUUUCAAUAUGAAUAUAUGUUGUAGACUUGAAUUCUGUAAAGUAUACCUUGCAAUAUGUUAAUACAAUACUAUUAGCAUUUGUGAAAUUUUUAUUUUUAUGAACUUGAUUGAAAUAAUUAAUUUUUUAAAUAAUAUGAAAUUAUUUUUUUGAAACUAUUAUAAGUGUUUCCAUUAUCAUAAUAAUUUCAUUAAAAAUUAUUAGCAAAUUUUUUAAGUAUGUAUUACAUAUAAACAUUUAAAGUUAAACAUUUUGUAAUUAUUAAAAAAACAAACUUCUGAACACAUAAUAAUUUGCCAGUAAUUUGAUAAUAAAUAUGAUUGACAUAUUAUAUGUGCUAUAAUAACACAAUAAACGUAUUUUAUCAUCUGUGAUAAUAGUUAGGAUACUUAUCUAGCUGCCGCUGUAAUACCGUUAAGAACAUCUCCGUAAUUAUUGUAAUUGAUAUUACAAAGUUUUGGUCAAAAUAACAUAUCUUUCAAAUGAGGGAAUGAAGCGGCAUCCUAUAAUAUGUAAAUAUUCUACUUGCCAGUUUUAGUGGCAUAUUACAAAUAUUCCAAUCAAGCAUAUUCAAUAUUGUUUACUGUUAUACAGUCAUAACAUUGUAAUAUGAAUUAUUAUAUACUUUAAACUAUAAAUAAAUAGAAUCUAUGUGUA